Messenger RNA from Aspergillus chevalieri, 2535 nucleotides. RefSeq lists its product as uncharacterized. The transcript is spliced from 9 exons. Gene Ontology annotation, biological process: regulation of DNA-templated transcription; DNA-templated transcription. Bases 1 to 2535 code for a protein of 844 amino acids. The record is from RefSeq and is a predicted model, not a curated record. Gene Ontology annotation, molecular function: zinc ion binding; DNA-binding transcription factor activity, RNA polymerase II-specific; DNA binding. Lineage: Eukaryota; Fungi; Ascomycota; Eurotiomycetes; Eurotiales; Aspergillaceae.
AUGCAGGGUUAUUCAUUCGCGCCCCCAUCUGGUCCCUCAAAGGAGGGUCAUAAAAACUAUGUGUUUGUGGAUGAGCACAACAGACACAAACGCUUGAAGGUGAUGCGGGCUUGUAACGGCUGUAGGAAGAGGAAGAUCAAAUGCGAUGCAGCUACAACAAAUACAUGGCCUUGCUCCGCGUGCACCCGUUUGAAGCUAGUAUGCGUGCCUCCCACUGUCGGACAGGAUUCUGAAUUUCCCACUGGGCAAACUGUUGAAGCCGACCCAACAGGCCCUCUAGGCGCACUUAGUACACAGCAGCCCUCUCACCAUGCUUUCCCCAUGUCUCAGACUUUUCGAGAUGGCGGCCAAGUACCGAUGGGGAGUAUUCAACCUUACAAUGACGGAAUGGGCGUGUUCUCUCAAUUCAUGCCGCCCCCUCAUAGCCAACCUGGUAUUUAUGGUGAUGUCCGGUCGCCGCCCAUCGCAGAGCCGCAACACCACUACCAGCAGCCGCAGAUGUUUUCUGCACCCCAAACACAGCAGCAAUCUCUGGGGACUCCAGACAAUAGCUUGUUUCUCGAAAACGACCAGUCUACUGCGGAAAACCUCAGUGAGGUACUUGGUGAGCUGAAGAUUGACGAGACUGGUAUAGCACCAUAUAUCAGACAGCAGAGACAAGAUCGGUCAGAACCGGAAGUCCCUAUUCAAGACGAUGCAGAGGAAAGACUGCCGCCACUUAGCACAGGCGCAGGGUCUGCAAUUCGAAUCCCGCCCGAACUUAUGCCACCCGAUGACGAGGUGAUGAAUUACUUCAAAACAUAUUUCGAUGACAUUCAUCCCUAUGUCCCAGUGGUUCACCGGUCUCACUUGUAUUAUCAAUGGCAAAAUGACCGAAGUUCGAUAUCCCCUCUCCUCCUUGAAGCAUUAUUUGCAUGUGCGGGCAGACUGUCAGACGACCCGGCACAGGGAGCCCAGUGGCUUGCAUUGGCGAACAGGCAUGAAUCUAGCUUUAUGGAUGUACCGCGUCUGAGUACAAUCCAGGCAAUGCUGCUGUUACUGAAAGCUAGAGAAUCGUUGCCGAAAAAGGGCUACUAUUAUAGAUCUUGGCAGACCGUGAAAACUAUAGUCUCCAUGGCGAAGGAUUUAGAUCUCCAUGAACAUUACAGUGGUCAUGCGGAAGGGCGGCCCUGUGAUUUGCAACCAGUGGAGUGCUUGGUACAGACAAGGGUGUGGCAGGCCUUGCUUGUCGUCGAAGUCAUGAUUGGAGCACCGCAGGGCCGUUCUGACUAUGGUGUGGACCCGGAGACUGUGGACAUGCGGCCACUGUUGGAUAUUAAAGGCCUUGACCAGUUCGAGAUUGACCGUUCUCGACAGUAUGCUUACUUUGUUCGGAAUGCCAACCACAUCCGCAUCAUCACCGACAUAUACCACAAGAUCAAAAAACAACGAGACUGGGGUGCCGACCCCAGAUUUGUUGAAAAGAAUCCCCUGUUUACAAAUUGGCUCCACAGCAUGCCCCCGGACUUGCAGGUAAAUUAUCCCGCCGAUGGAUCGCCACCCUGGAUACCAUCGCACUUUGUUGCAAAUAUGCAUUCGCAUUGUCACUUAGGGAUUAUAUUACUCCAUCGCCCCCAAUUAAUCGCAUCCAAGUCUUUCUCUGCCGGAGGAAGCUGGAAAGGGCACUUUGGAUUAUGCUACUCCUCAGCAAAAUGUCUAUGUAGGCUUCAGGAAGCCAUACUGGCCAGUUACGGCCUCUCGGGACUAUUAUUUAUGCAAAGGGGCAUUAACUUUGCUAUUUAUUGCAUCUUGACCUGCACGAUGUUGCAUCUGAUCGCAAUAACGUCCCCUGAUCCGCAUUUUCACACGGAUGCGAGAGAUUAUUUUACACGGCACAUGCGUAUCCUCGAACAGUGCUCCGCUGCUUGGCCUAUGCCAGAGAUCCAGGCACAGAUUGAUUCUCUGCGUCUGGCGUUCUCUGCGGAUGUCAGCCGCCCAUUUGAGUUAAAAUCCACGUUUCCAUAUGGGAGUCCAUCCGAGCCAUAUCACCCGAGUCCCCCACCGUUCGACUCGUCACAAUAUACUCCACCGUUGAAUCAUCUCACGGGAAGCGUUCAGAGCAGAUCCGAUUCCUCCCAACUACAGCCCCUGGGAUUGAUGACGCCUCACCCAGUAUCGAACCCCUCGAUGGAAGCUCCGCUGGUGGAUGAAAACAGUUGGGAUCCAUCGCGCAUCAUUAAUCAAUGGGAAAUGGCAUUUUCGGUUGAUCCGUCCACUGUCAGCGCGAAUUCACCACCAAUGAACCUAAGCAACUCCGUGCAGGGCAUGCAGCCACCCCUACAGACUCAUUAUCCUGUCCAAUACGGGUCACCGGCCAAGGUGGCUUCAGUCACGCCACCCCAAUCCAUCUCCCAACCCCAGUUUAGACAUUCGAUGAUCACAGCCCGUGACUGGCAGCAGAGUGUUGCCAGUGUGUUUGAUCCCCAUGGUUUGAAGAGGCGGUGGAACUAUUCUGUUGACAUGGGAGUGGAAAAUGUGUCAAAGCGGCAGCGGUGA